CUCCAACUCGAACGGUUCUUUCGCGGCCGUUUACCGUUUGCCGCUACUUCGGGUGUGUGUUUUUUUUAUGCCGCUCCGUGUAAACGCGUGCGAAUCGCUGCCUCUCGCUCGCACACGUGUGCGCCUUGUCCUCGCAUGUAUGUGUGUACGUGUGCGUGUGUGUAUUUUGCAUUUUUGCGGAACAUUUGUUAUUGUCUUUUUUCGAAUUUUACCGCUUUUAAUUUCGCUCCCCUCCCGUUAUUCCCGUUACAUAUGUGUAUUUGUUUUUAAUCUAUGUUUUGUAUUGUCGUCACCUCUUUUUUUUCAAGUGCUAAAGUGCUAAAAAAAAAAACAUAAAUAAAUCAAACGCAAAACAACAAAACCAAAACCAUUGAGAAAAAUGCAAGUUUCUUGAAAACGAAAAGAAAACAUCAAUUUAAAAACGGAUUACAACCACUGACAGCAGCAUCUUUAUUUGGAUAAAACAAAAAAUCGAAAGCAUAUAAAAACAAACACGAGAGAAAACAACAACAACAACAACUGUUAAGAUUGCAAGUGCUUUUGCAAUUGCUGUGGAGAAAAAACAACAACAAAAUAUCCGAAAUAACCCAUCGGCAGCCAUGAAAAAGAUCUAAAAUCCAUAUAGGAAAAAAGGCUAAAAAGGAGACCCAGAGCGAGUGGAAAUCCGAUAGUUAGGGAUUUCGACGGAGAGAUUUUCACCGAAUCGAGGCGAAUAUAUUCCCAUCCGCGGGUGGCGAUGCCACCGAGGCCCCUGUGGGCCCCCCCUGCCCCUGUCCAUGCAUCGAACGGGGUGCAGAAAUCCUGCACUUGCCAUUAACAAUAAUAAUAAUAAUAAUAGUUGUAAUAAUUAAUUAUUAAUACGCGACAAGAGAGCGAGUGCCUCGCAACGAAAACGUAAAAAAAACGAGAAACAAAAAAGAUACGCGGUAAUUAAAUAAUAAAUAAUCGACAUAAAUCGUGAAGUGAAGUGCACUCUCGCACUCUCGGUACAGUGAGCACCAGACACAAAAUGACUAUGAAAUCGAUGAAGUACUCCGAUUGUGAUACCAUCAUGGAUGGCUACAAUCCGGUGCCGCCGCCCCUGCCCCGCCGAGUGCCCCCCGUGCGAAAUAUCUACGCUGAGCCCUUUGCCCACGAGCCGAACCAUUCCAGCAGACUGGGUGGCCACCCACAGCAGAUGCCGCAGAGUAUGUCAACUGGCAGCAACACAAUCGGCCAUGGAGGCAUCGAUCGCGGCGGCGUCGGACUGCCAAUGGGCGCCGGCACGAUGCCCGGCGGCGUGGGCGGCGGCGGCCAGGUGGGCGUCGGAGGACCCGGAGGACCCCAGGGCGUGGGCGUCGGACCGCCCGGGAGCGGUAACGGUGGCAAUUGCCAGAUAAGCGGCUCACAGCCACUGGUCAUGCCCGGAUUCCCGUUGCGUAAUUCCCACUCAGCGCAUGCACCACAUUAUUCGCCAUAUUCGCCAUCCAGGUUUCACAUAGAUAAACGCUGUCAGCACCGAUGUUCCUGGAAAUGCCUGAGCAUCGCCUUAAUAUUCGUAUCCGUCGUCCUAACCGCCAUGUUGGCAUACUUUGCAGCAGUCAGCUCGAUGAAGCCGAACAUGGACAGCACCAACUGCAUCCUAGUCCAGGACGUCAAGUCGCAGCCCCACGAUCUGCGCGGCGGCUUGGCCAAGGCGAACGAGAAGGGCGUGGCCACGGCCUUUCCCACGGAGGAAUCGAUCCAGACGAGCACCUCGGACCACGGCCAGAUGAAUCCCUCGGCGGGCGGAGGAGGAGGCGGCGGAGGGGGCGGCGGCGGGGGCAACUCGGGCAUCCAGCAGCAGCUGCUCCUGCAGCAACAGCAGCCGCACUCGAUCAACCAGCCGCUGACCCCGCUGGACGCGACCAACACCCAGCUGCAGGAUCACCACCAGCUGACCUACGGCGGACUUGGACUCAACGGUGGGGGCCUGGGACUGGGCGGCCAGCUGAUGCAGCAGCCGGGCGGCGGGAUGAACGGACACCACCAUCAGGCGCUGCAGCCCCAACUGGGCGGCGUGGUGGAGCUGAAGGAGUUCAACGAGGCCUAUCACGCCACCAUACCCGCCUACCAGUUCUGGACCCUCGAAUUCCGCAACAAGCAUCCCGCCUUCAUCCGCUUCAACUUCACGCUGCCCUGGGGCGCCCACUUCGCCGUCUACUCGCGCCGCAAUGUGGCGCCCUCGGUGACGCAGCACGACUUCGUGGAGUUCAUCAAGGGCGGGCGGCUGGACAGCCACCUGAGGCACCGGCGCAGCAGCAGCGGCAGCGGCUCCAAUGGCACCCACACCCAGGAUGUGGAGCUGUAUCGCCAGCAGCAGGAGAAUCAGCAGGAGCAGGACAAGAGCGUGGAGUCGGAUCAGGAUUCGGAACAGGACGAGAGCCGGAGCUUCGACUCGAGCGAGUCGUACGACGUGGAGACACCGCUGGACACGGCCAAGCAGCACCUGCAGCGGAUCGGCAAGCCGCAGAGCCACUGGCUGAACAAGAGGUCCGCCGGCGACGGGCUGCCCGCUCUGGAUGUCGACGCCAUGACGGUGAAUGUCUCGCUGCUGCAGUACUUGGACACCGGCCUGUGGUUCAUCUCCGUCUACAACGAUGAGCUCGUGGCCCACUCCGUCUCCCUGCUGGCCGAGGAGGCCGAGGGCGUCAGCACCACCUGUCCCAACGACUGCUCCGGCCGGGGAAGCUGCUACCUGGGCAAGUGCGACUGCAUCGAUGGCUACCAGGGCGUGGAUUGCUCCAAGAGCGUCUGUCCGGUCUUGUGCUCGGCACAUGGACACUACGGCGGAGGAGUGUGCCACUGCGAGGAGGGCUGGAAGGGCGCCGAGUGCGACAUUCCGGUGGGCGAGUGCGAGGUGCCCAACUGCUCCAGCCACGGACGCUGCAUCGAGGGCGAGUGCCACUGCGAGCGCGGCUGGAAAGGACCCUACUGCGAUCAACACGACUGCCUGGAUCCCCUGUGCUCCGGUCACGGCACCUGUGUCGCCGGACAAUGCUACUGCAAGGCCGGAUGGCAGGGCGAGGAUUGCGGAACGAUCGACCAGCAGGUGUACCAGUGUCUGCCCGGCUGCUCCGAGCACGGAACCUACGACCUGGAGACGGGUCAAUGUGUGUGCGAGCGCCACUGGACGGGUCCCGACUGCUCCCAAGCCGUCUGCAGUUUGGAUUGCGGAAGGAAUGGUGUAUGUGAGUCCGGAAAAUGCCGCUGCAAUUCGGGAUGGACGGGCAACCUGUGCGACCAACUGCCCUGCGAUGCCCGCUGCUCGGAACACGGCCAAUGCAAAAAUGGCACCUGCGUCUGCUCCCAAGGAUGGAAUGGUCGCCACUGCACGCUGCCUGGCUGCGAAAAUGGAUGCUCUCGACAUGGACAAUGUACCCUGGAAAAUGGCGAAUACCGCUGCGAUUGCAUUGAAGGAUGGGCUGGCAGCGAUUGCUCCAUCGCACUGGAACUUAAUUGCAAGGAUAAUAUCGACAAUGAUGGCGACGGCAUGACCGAUUGCUCGGACAGCGAGUGCUGCUCACAUCCCGCCUGCUCGGAGCACAUAAUGUGCCUGUCGUCCAACGAUCCCGUGGAGGUGCUCCUCCGCAAGCAACCGCCCUCGGUGACGGCCUCCUUCUACCAGAGGGUCAAGUUCCUGAUCGAAGAGAACUCCGUGCAGUCGUACGCCCACAUGGACGAGUACAGCGAGAAUCUCUUCUGGAGCUCGUUCACACCUUGUCGCGUUUCGGUGAUGCGAGGUCAGGUGAUCACUCCCCAAGGACUGGGCAUCGUCGGCAUCCGAGUAUCCGUGGAUCGCGAUUCCCGGUUUGGAUUCACCCUAACUCGUCAAGGAGGAUGGUUCGAUGUGCUGGUGAAUGGCGGCGGGGCGGUGACCUUGCAGUUCCAGCGCUCCCCCUUCCGACCUCUGACCCGCACCGUCUUUGUGCCCUGGAACCGGAUCGUGGUGCUUCCGCCGGUGCAAAUGCAGCUGAGCGACGACGACGAGACGACCAGCAGGAAUAUCAAGGUGGCUCCACUGAAUCCCGCCCUGACCUUCCUCAACUCGAUCCACUACCACACGGCCGACGAGGCCAACGAUGCCAGCAAGGUGUGCAUGGACCACGAUCACGAGAAGCUGAGGCCCCAGCUGAUCAGCACCUGGAUGCCGAACGGAGUGGGCGCCAUGCCCGGCAAAAGGGUCAUCUUUGCCGAGACUCAGAUCGUCCAAGAAUCCAUCCAGAUCCCCGGCUCGGACCUCCACCUGACCUACCAGUCCUCGCAGGCCAGUGGCUACCUGAGCAUCGUGCGCAUGCGCCUGACCGCCGAAACGAUUCCGCCCACCCUGACGCACGUGCACGUGGGCGUGGAGAUCGAGGGAGCGCUGCACGUGAAGACGUACGAGGCGGACCCCAGUCUGGUGCACACGUUUGCGUGGAACAAGCGGAACGUCUACCGCCAGAAGGUGUACGGCGUGACCGUGGCCCGGAUUUCGGUGGGCUACCAGCACAGCACGUGCCAGUCGCCCGUUUGGAUCGCCCAGACGGCCAAGCUGCAGGGCUACGACGUGGACAUCUCGGACAUCGGGGGCUGGGGCCUGGACAUCCAUCACCACUACAACUUCCACGAGGGCAUCCUGCAGAAGGGCGACGGCAGCACGCUGCACAUGAAGGAGUAUCCGCGCACCGUCAAGGUGGUGAUGGGCACCGGCCUGCAGCGACCUCUCACCUGUCCGGACUACUGCAACGGGGUGGCCAAGGACGCCAAGCUGCUGACGCCCAUCGCUUUGGCCACCGGACCCGACGGCAGCCUCUACGUGGGCGACUUCAAUCUGGUGCGCCGCAUCACGCCCGACGGCAAGGUGUUCACCAUUCUGCAGCUGAGCGCCACCCAGGUGUCGUAUCAGUACUACCUGGCCGUCUCGCCGGCCGACGGGCAUCUGUACAUCUCGGACCCGGAGCGCCACCAGAUACUGCGGCUGCUGCGGCUGGAGAAGGUCAAGGAUCCGAGCAUCAACAGUGAUCCCGUGGUGGGCAGCGGCCAGCGCUGCAUUCCCGGCGACGAGGGCAACUGCGGCGACGGCGGACCGGCCCUGCUGGCCCGCCUCUCGCAUCCCAAGGGCCUGGCCAUCGCGGCCGAUAGGACCAUGUACAUCGCGGACGGCACCAACAUCCGAGCCGUCGACCCCAAGGGCAUCAUUCACACGCUGAUCGGCCAUCAUGGCCAUCACAAUCACUGGAGUCCGGCUCCGUGCAGCGGCACCCUGAUGGCCAAUCAGGCGCAGCUGCAGUGGCCCACUGGCCUGGCGCUGAGUCCGCUGGACGGUUCGCUGCACUUCAUCGACGAUCGUCUGGUGCUGCGGCUCACCUCGGACAUGAAGAUCCGCGUGGUGGCCGGCACACCGCUGCACUGCAGCAACGGCGGGCAGGAUGGCCGGGUCAACAAGACGGGAGCGGACAACGUGCUGGGCACCGUUCUGGCCAUGGCCUUCUCGCCGUUCGGCAAUCUCUACAUUGCGGACAGCGAUUCGAGGAGGGUCAACUCCAUACGCGUGGUGGACACGGCCGGAAAUAUGCGAUACUUUGCCGGCAAACAGGAGGGCACGGGAUCCCAGACAUGCGACUGUGCGAUUGGAGGCGGCAGCAACGGCAGCGCUGCCUCGUCGGGAGUGGGCGGGGCCAGCGGCGGCGCCUACUCGACGACCGUCAACCCCACGCGUCCGAAUGGCGGCACCACGCCCACCACCCCGUCGGGCGGAAACGGAAGCGGAAAUGGCAACGGUUCGUCGGCGACCUCGGGCGGCGGCUCAGGAGGAGGCGCCGGUGGCUCGAAUGGUGGCAAUGGCGGCUCAAACGGCAGCGGUGGUGCCUGCAUCUGUGCGGGCGGCAUCGCCCUGUCCACCGGAUCUGGCUCGAGCUCCGGCUCCGGAACCGGCGGCGGCAACGGCGGCGGCGGCACCCUGGCCAGCAUCGUGGGCAGCGGCGGCCUGAUGUCCACCGGACCGACCACCACCACCACCGUCCUGCUGGGCGCCAAGACCACGGCCUCGGGCAUCGGCGGUGGGGCGGCCACCCUGAACGACGACGGAACGCUGAGCAAUGCGGAGACGCUGCUCUCCUCGAACGCCCGCUUCCAGGCCAUUUCCGCCAUCGCGGUGGCCCAGGACGGCGUCAUCAAUGUGGCCGAUCAAGGAUCCCUGCACGUCUUGGCCCUGGAACACUACCUGCCGUCGCACGACGAGAACGGCGAGUUCCACAUCCCCUUCCCGCCGUCCAGCGAGAUCUACGUGUUCAACCGGUACGGCCAGCACGUGGCCACCAAGGACCUGACCUCCGGCAAGACGCGCUACAGCUUCCUCUACUCGAAGAACACGAGCUUCGGCCGGCUGUCCACGGUGACGGACGCCUCCGGCAACAAGAUCCAGUUCCUGCGCGACUACAGCAACGUGGUGAGCUCCAUCGAGAACACGCAGGACCACAAGUCGGAGAUCCAGAUCAACGGCAUCGGGAUCAUGACGAAGCUGAGCGAGAAGGGUCGCCAGGAGAUCGAGCUGGACUACGACAGCAACACGGGUCUGCUCAACUCGCGCUCCUCGGGCGGCGAGACGUACAUCUACCAGUACGAUGAGUUCGGCAGGGUCACGGGCAUGAUCCUGCCGAGCGGCGAGAUCGUGAGGAUCACCUCCCAGCUGGCCGACAGCCAGGGACUCACCGUCUACGUCCACGCCUCCGUGGAGUCGCUCUUCUCGCGGGAGCGAGUGGCCGGCGAGGCCAACGAGCUGCUCGUCCUGGGCGGCGUGCGAUCCACCUUCCUGAAGCGCGGACAGGCGCAUGCGGAUGCGGAGCUGAAGGCGAACAACACGCUGGUGAUCCACGGCGACAACGGCGUGGUGGUGGAGGCCUCCGCCGUGGCCCGCCACCCGCUCCUGGAGGCCGCCCUGCCCGUGGAGGCCGAGAUGCUGGCCAUGUGGUCGCACCAGAGCGUCACCAUGGGCGAGGGCCUGACCAACUCGAUGUACUCGGUUUAUAGUCUGGUAGGCGAUGUGAGGAACCCGCAGCAGACGCUCAACCGCGAGAUCUGGGUGAACCAGUCGCGGGUGAUUGGCGUGGAGUUCGAUCAGUUCACCAACCGCGAGACCUUCUACGAUGCCCGACGCACUCCUAUCUUGAUUGUGGCCUACGAUCAGUCUGGCUUGCCCAAGUCCUACUACCCCACCAAUGGAUAUCCCGUGAACAUCACCUACGACCGCUUCAAUCGCGUGGAGGGCUGGGCCUGGGGACCCGCGGAGCUCAAGUACAGCUACGACCGGCAUGGUUUGCUCUCGGAGAUCACCUCGCAGCAGGACGGGAUCGUGUCGUUCGUGUACAACGACUGGAAUUUGGUCUCCGAGAUCGGGCUGGCCAGCCAGCGGAAGUUCGUGCUGCAGUACGACGACGCCGGCGGGCUGAGGCACGUGGUCCUGCCCUCGGGCACGCGGCACAGCUUCAGCAUGCAGACCUCGAUCGGCUUCAUCCGGUGCACGUACACGCCGCCAGGCAGCACGAGGGCCUACCUGCAGCACUACAGCCAUGCGGGCGCUUUGCUGCAGACCAUUUUACCAGGAGACGGGGCUAGAAUAGUUUAUCGCUACAAUGCCGCCGGCCAGCUGACCGAGGUGGUGCAUGGCGAUGGGCGGAGCGAGUUCCAGUACAACGAGGCCACCGGCAUGCCGAGCACGGUUUCGCACACGGAGCGGGAGCUGGAGUACCGCUGGGACUUUGAGUACGCCGCCGGGCUGCUGGCCGAGGAGCGGAUCGACUAUGUGGCCAAGACGGGGCUGAGCAACGCCAAGUUCAGCUACGAGUACGACGCCCAGUUGAGGGUGGUGGCGCUGCAGGGCAGGAUUGGGGGGCAGAGCCUGCCCUCGCAGGCCUUUGCCUACGAUCAGAGGACAGGGAGACCCAGUUUGAUUGGCCAGUUCCGGUUCUCGCAGCCGGCGCUCAACCAGACGCAGCUGCACGACGGCACCGCCAGCUUCACGCGGACCGUGGACGGGCGCUUCCAGACGCAGCGCAUGGCGCUGGCCAUCCACCGGCUGGAGGUGUUCCGCAUGGAGUUCUCCUACGGCGUCCAUGGGAGGAUCUCCCAGACGCGCACCUACACGCGGAAUAUGGCGGUGAACAGCUACACGAACGUGAAGAACUACACGUGGGACUGCGAUGGGCAGCUGGUGGGCGUGGAGGCCCAGGAGCCGUGGGGCUUCCGGUACGACGACAAUGGCAACCUGCUGUCGCUGACCUACCGGGGCAACACCAUACCCAUGGAGUACAACGCGCAGGACAGGAUCGUCAAGUUCGGCGAGGGGCAGUACAAGUACGACGCGCGGGGACUGGUGGCCCAGAAUGCGCGGGAGGAGCGCUUCCACUACAACACCCAGGGACUCCUCGUGCGGGCCUCCAAGCGGGGACGCUUCGACGUGAGGUACUACUACGAUCACCUCAAGCGGCUGACGACGCGAAAGGAUAACUUCGGGAACGUGACACAGUUCUUCUACACGAACCAGCAGCGACCCUACGAGGUGAGCCAGAUCUACUCGCCGCGGGACGGCAAGCUGAUGUCGCUGACCUACGACGACGUGGGGCAUCUGAUCUACGCCCAGGUGUACCGGCACAAGUACUACGUGGCCACCGACCAGAGCGGCACGCCGCUGAUGCUCUUCAACCAGUACGGCGAGGGCAUCCGGGAGAUCAUGCGCUCGCCCUUCGGCCACAUUGUCUACGACUCGAAUCCGUAUCUCUACCUGCCCAUCGACUUUUGCGGCGGCAUCUUGGACCAGGUGACCACGCUGGUGCACAUGGGCGAUGGGCGGGUGUAUGACCCGCUGAUUGGCCAGUGGAUGUCGCCCGACUGGCAGCGGGUGGCCGAGCGGAUCAUCACGCCCACGCGACUGCACCUGUACCGCUUCAACGGCAACGAUCCGAUUAACGUGGGCCACGAGCGCCACUAUCCCGAGGACUUUGCCGCCUGGAUGCGCACCCUGGGCUACAACGUGGGCAAUCUGGUGCCCCAGUUGGCCCGCGAUCUCUGGCAGCCGCCCGCCUUGUGGGGCCGACCGCCCGCCAAUCCGGUGGCCCUCAAUCUGCGGCGACCCUUCGACAACAUACCCACGAUGGCCGUGGAGAGCGGCUUCCUGGCCCACCUGAAUGUGCGCCGAAUGUCGGACUUUGAGCAGCUCUCGGCGCCGCCGCGAUCGGCGCUCAAGUGCGACGUGAUGGACCCCUCGCCCAAGACCAUUGGCUCGGACACGGAGCCGCCGUUCGGCAAGGGCAUCGUGGUCUCCAGGACGGCCGAUGGCCAGGCCAUCGUGUCCAGCGUCCCGGCGGCCAAUGCCAUCUACCGCGAUGUCUACACGAGCGUCUUCAAUCGCUCCAAGCUGCUGCCCUUCACCUUCGUGGUGCACAACGCCCAGCAGGACUCGUUCUUCUUCGUCAAGGAGGACGCCUGGCGGGCCACCGAGGAUCGCCAGCAGCUGAAGCGGCUGCAGGGCCAGGUGAACACGACCUUCCACGAGAUAACGAGGGAGGCUGCGGCUGGAGCAGCUCCAGCAGCGUCGUCCUCUGCCAGUUCCUCCUCCUCAACGAGCUCCUCCUCCUCCAACGGCGGCAACUAUCUGGACGUGAAGAUCCACGGGGCCCAUGCCAUCAUCAAUCUGCGCUACGGCACCACGGUGGCCAAGGAGCAGCAGCGCCUGAUGCACCACGCCAAGCUGACGGCGGUGCGGAAGGCGUGGCACAGGGAGAAGGAGGCUCUGCGGAGCGGCCUGACCACCGCCCUCGAGUGGAGCCAGCAGGAGACCGAGGAGAUCCUCAAGCAGAGCUAUGCCAACAACUACGAGGGUGAGUACAUCCACGACGUGAGCCUGUAUCCGGAGCUGGCGGAGGAUCCGUACAACAUCAAGUUCGUGAAGAAGAAGGGCGCCACCGGCGGUGCGGCGGGGGUACCCAAUUCGCGGCGACGGCGCCGCCGAUCCGCCAUCGAUCCCAUCGAUCCUCUCCAGGCGCAGGGGGAGGAUUGUUAGCUCGCAGGCGUCGAGGAGGAAGCCAGCCACUAAAUCGGAAGUCGGACGUCGGAAAUCGGAAAUCGCAAGCAGCGGAGGAGCAACCGAGCAACAUGAUUAUUUAUAUAUAAAUAAUACACAUAUAGUACAUAGAUCUAUGUUAUCGAACCAGUUUUUUGAUGUCAAGGAACAUUAUAUAUAUAUACACGUAUACAUAAAGUAUUUUUUUUUUAUUGUUAGCCAUUAGAGAAACGUAAUGAAAGUAAAAGAAAUUUAAGAAAUUUAAGAAACUUAAGGGAAGAGGAGAAAGCGACAUGCCAACGUAAUCCCAUGUAGCUGCAUGUACGUUUCUAUGUGUGUGUGUGUGACGUCAGCUAGGCCGCAGAUACAUUUACAUCUACAGAUAAAGAUAAAGAUAACGAUACAGAUACAGUACAGCCACGGAUAUAGACGCAGUUAUAGAUAUACAGAUAUAUAUAUAUAUAAAGAAAAGAAAGAUAGCAUAGUGUAGUAGUCAUACGAGCAUAAAGCGUACCAUACAUACAAGACAUAUGUACAUGCAUACUCACCACAAUAAGGGGCGAAAGGCGGGAAACUCACCCCAGGGGGCAUCUUGGUUUUUUUUUUCGUGGUACUCGAGCUUUUUGAGACUGGCAUAGUUUUAAACAAAACAAAUUCAACGGCGACCGACCGACGGACCUUCAGGCGCUGAUCCCAGGGAUCUAUAGAUUCUAUAGAUCUAUAAAUCUAUAAAUUCCAGAUUCCAGAUUCCAACCAUCCAAUGUACAUAGAGGGGGCAUCAAGGAGAGCGAAGAGAGUCGUGGUGGAGAAGGGUGGGAGAACCGGAAGCGGAAACGGAAACGAAGGGGGGACGGCCCAGACCAAAACACACAUGCACAUACACGAACCGACGGACUACACUACACUGGACAACCGGUUUUGGGGUUGUGGGAGAUUUUUGCUUAGCGAAAGCUUUCUCUCAUUUGCUUUGCACAGUGUCAGCUUGGAAAAUUCAAAGGAAAAGAAAAACAAAUAAAAAAAAUGAAAAACAAACGUAUUUAUAGAGAUCGAACAACAAAAUUUAGCUGCUAGGCAAGAUGGUUUUUUUUUUAAA
Molecule: messenger RNA, 11150 nt
Organism: Drosophila takahashii
Lineage: Eukaryota; Metazoa; Arthropoda; Insecta; Diptera; Drosophilidae
Gene: Ten-a
Product: tenascin accessory
Biological process (GO): motor neuron axon guidance
Source: RefSeq, a predicted model, not a curated record